AUGGCAGCCUUUUGGUCGGCGGCGACGCUGGCGCUGCUGUGCGCCGCGCGCGCGGCGCGGCCGACGCAGCCGCCGCUCGGCGCGUCCGACGCAGCUCAACGCGUGCGCGCGUCCAUCGCGUCGGCCUUCGCGCGCUACCGCGCCGAGGCCUGGGGCGCCGACGUCCUCGCGCCGCUGUCGCAGAGCGGGCGCGACCGCUACGCGUCCGGGACGCUGGGCGUGACGCUCGUCGCGUCGCUCGACGCGCUCUGGGCCGCGCGCCUCGACGACGACCUCGAGGCGGCCGCGGCGUGGGUCGCGGCCGAGUCGGCCCGGCCCGGCGGCUUCGGCUCGUACGACGCGCGCGUCGACGUCGGCGAGGCGAGCGGCCGCGUGCUCGGCGGCCUGCUCAGCGCCUUCGCCGCGACGGGCGACGUGCGCCUCCUGCGGGCGGCGCGCCAGCUCGGCGACCGGCUCCUGCCCGCGUGGGCGGCGUCCGGCGGCGGCGCGCCCGUCGGCCGGCUCUGGAGCGCGAAACUCGGCGUCGCGGCCCCGCCGGGCGACCUCGGCGUCGGGACGACGCUCGACGCCGUCGCGGGCCUCGCGGAGCUGCGCGAGCUCGCGCGCGUGACCGGCGGCCGGCGCUUCCGGGACGCGGCGGACGACCACCUCGCCGCGGUCCUCGGCUUCCGGGGCCGGCUCCGGGGCGACGCGCUGGCGUCGGACCGCGUCUCCGUGACCGCCGGGUCCUUCCUCGCGGCGAACCUGACCCUCGUGGCCCCGGGCCGGGGCCCCGAGGAGGCGCUCGCGGCCGUCGCGGCGGCCGGCCCGCCGGGCGACGCCGCGGCCGCGCGCGCCGAGGCCGCGUGGCUCCGGGCCGCGGACGCCUACGCGGCGCACCUCGUCCAGGGCGUCGACGGCGCGCUCUUCCUCGGCGACCUCGUCGCCAACGAGACGCUGACGACCGACUUCGACGGGCGGGGCUGCGCGUUCCCGGGGCUCCUCGCGCGGACGCCGCGGCGCUGGCCCGUGUCGCGGCCCCUCGCGGACGCGCUGAUCGAGACCUGCGUCCGGGCGGCGACGGACAUGCCGUCGGGCGUCGCGCCGGCGCGGAGCGGCUGGCGCGACGACCGCCUCGGCGCGGCGAGCCGCGCGGACCGCGGCGGCGACCUCGCGCACGCCGCGGCGACGGCGAAGUCGCUCUUCUUCCUGCGGCGCGCGACGGGCGACGCGGCCUACGCGGCCCGGGCCUGGGACCUCUUCGCGCACUUCGAGAAGGGCGCGGCGACGCGGGGCGCCUUCGCGGCCCUGGGCGACGCGGAGGCCGACCCCGCGGCCGAGUCGCCGCGGCGCCUCGUCGACGACAUGCCGCCGUCGGUCAUCGCCGAGACGCUCAAGUUCCUCUACCUCACCUUCCUCGAGAACGAGACCGGCGCGACCCACUGGCCCGCCGGCGACGCGUUCGCGGUGACGCCCCGGGGCCACGCGCUGCCCGUCGCGUCCGGGCCGAGCCUCCCGCCGACGGACGACGACGCCGCGGGCGCCGCGCUCCGGGUCGGCCGCGUCGGCACCCUGACGAUCCCCGACGACGUCGACGCCGCCGACGCCAUCGAGACCUUCGCGGCGGCCGCGCGCGACGCGGGCCACGACGUCUUCCGGGCGAAGGAGAUGGCCCGGGCCUACGCGCUCGUCGCUCCGGGCCGCGCGCCGGGCCGGCCGCUCGCCGAGCCCGUGACCGUGGAGGGCGUCCUCGAGGAGAACGUGACGAUCCACGCCUUCAUGGACCCGGCGGACGCGCUCCAGCGCGUCGCGCGCGCGCUCGUCGCGCGCGGCCGCCGCGUCGACCGGGCCUGGCUCGCGGACGUCUACGGCCGCCUCUGCGCCCGCCGGGCCUGCGGCGCCUUCCCCCUGGCGCCGCCGUUGACCCUCGCCGUGCCGCCCCUCGGGAGCGUCACGGUGGAGGCCUGGGACGAGCCCGCGGACGCCGUCGAGCGCUUCGCGCGGUCCGCGGCGGUCCGGGGCCACGCGGUGCCCCGGGGCAAGGCGUCGGAGAUGCUCGCGUGGUACUGCCGGCGGCGCAAGUGCCAGCGCCAGCGGCUCCACGGCGACCUCUACGCCGACGUCGCGCUGCGGCGCGGCAACGUGACCGCGCGCGUCGAGAGCUCCUACGCGGAGCCGCCCGAGGUCGCGGCGCUCCGGUUCCUGGAGCACCUCCGGACGGAGGGGUUCGACGACGACGAGGCGGCGGCGGCGGCGAACGUCGCGCUCGACGACCUCUGCGCGUCGCGGCCCGGCGCGUGCGGCGGGGGCCACGAGAAGCUGCUGAGUUUGGACGUCUGGUCCGCGUUCAACGACACCGUGGGCGCGUGCGAGUGCCCGCCGCUCUGGGAGCCCGCGGCCUGCGUCGAGAAAUUCCUGCGGCGGUCCGCGCGCGUCGGCUACAACGCGUCGCGCCGGGACAUGGACCGGUCCAUCGACAGCAUGAUGGCCUGGUUCUGCGCGCGGCGCGACUGCGGGCGGCCCGUCGCGCCGGCGGUGCGCCUCGCGCUGCCCGACGGGAGGGGCGUCACCGUGGACCCCUGGGCCGAGCCCCACAACGAGAUCAAGCGGCUGGCCCUCUCCGCGAGCGACGCGGGCGCGCCGCCGACGGAGCGGGACCUCGCGGAGCUCACGCUCUCCGUCUGCGAGAAGCGGCCCGGCUGGUGCGGCGCGCUGCCCGCGACGGUGGGCGUCGAGGUCCGGGGCGUCGGCAGCGCGACGUGCCGGCCCUGGGAGGACCCGGCGGAGGUCGUCGAGUCCUUCGCGUCCCAGGCCGUGGCCGCGGGGCUGCCCGUCACGGCGUCGCACCUCGCGGAGAGCCUGCGGAUGAUCUGCGGCGCGCGCCCCUGCGGCCGCACGAAGCUCAAGGUCACGGCCCUGCGCCUCUUCAUGCACCCGGGCAAGACCGCGGGCCGGGCCAUCGCCGCCGCGCUCGACGCCGUCGACGACAUCUACGUGCUCGGCCACGACGGCCGCUGCGACGGGUCGACGCGGCCGUGCCACGUCGUCCUCCGGGACCCCGUGGACCGCUUCGUCUCCGCGCUCGCCUACAAGCAGCAGGGCGGCGAGGCCCGCAUGGAGCGUCUGCUGGGCAACCGGUGCCACCACUACCUCCUGGGCAAGCGCAUCGGCGAGAUCCUGGACGACGUCCCGGGCCUCAACGGCCACUGCGAGUUCUUCGACGCGACGGCGUCGAACGCGACGCACUGCGUCUUCCGGCCCCUGACCUGGUGGGUCGACGGCCACGAGGCGAACAUCGACUUCCUCUGCUACGACAGCCUCGGCGACGAGUUCGGCGACAUCCUCCGGCCCUACUGCGGCGACGGCCACUGCCCGGAGCUCCCGCGGAAGAACCCGAGCGACCACUCCAAGGUCCUCGGCCCGGACGGCGACCGCCACCUGCCCGCGCUCCGGCGCUUCGUCGAGUCCUACUACGCCGACGACGUCGCGCUCUACCGGCGCCACUGCCCGCGGUCGCGGGCGGCGGCGGCCAACGCGUCCGCGGGGAGCGUCAAGCCCCAGCGGGCGGGCGACAGUAUCCGCGGCAAGACCGUGAGCAUGGUGGAGAAUCACCUGAACAAGCAGCGGUCCGCCUACGACCAGUGGAUCGCGGAGCUGUGCCGCGACGCCGAGGAGAGCGCGAUGGAGCGCGACCGGCUCAAGGCCAAGCUCGCGGCGCUGCGCGAGGACCACAAGCGCAAGGUCAUCAUGAAGAUCGUCGGGCGUCUGGGGAACAUGCAGUACUACUGCGCCUGGAGCACGUGGUACAACGUCACCGUGAAGAUGCACCAGCAGAAGAUCGAGAAGACGAUCCGCGAACUCCGGUCCGAGCUCGAGUCGACGAAGAAGAAGACGGAGGACGUCGAGGCCGAGGCCCAGCGCCGCGCCGACGAGGCGGCGAAGAUGAGCCUGGGGGCGGCGUCCGAGUCGCAGCGCAAGCUCAUCCUGAAGAUCAUGACGAAGCUCACGCAGGGUUUGGCGCGCCUCGGCUGGAACCAGUGGGCGAAGCAGGCCUUCGGCCACAAGAUGCAGCAGCAGAAGAUGAAGAAGAUCAUCAAGCGGCUCUACAACGCCCAGCUCAACAAGGGCUUCAUCGCCUGGAAGACGAUCACGCAGAAGUGGAACCUCUUCGCGAAGCUCGAGCUCAAGGAGCGGCUCAUCAAGGAGCUCGCGGACCUGGAGCAGCGGGCCAAGGACUACAAGGUCGACGCGGAGAAGCGCCAGGAGGACGCCGCGGCCGCCGCCAUGGCGCGGGCCACGGGCGCCCAGAAGGACCUGCUCAUCAAGAUCAUGUCCAAGAUGUGCGGCAACUACAUGAUGAUGGGCUGGUCCGUCUGGAAGCUCCAGGCCGUGACCUUCAAGCACAACCAGCAGCUCCUCACGAAGAUCAUGAUGCGCCUCGUGAGAAUCAAGGAGCACAACGCCUUCAAGUACUGGCACAUCGUCGCGUUCAAGAUCAUCGCGGACAAGCACAAGCUCCGCGAGGCGCUCCUCGAGAGCCAGCGCGACAACCUCGCGGCGACGCUCAUGGAGCGCGCGGAGGAGCUCAAGAAGCUCCAGCAGGAGGCCGUCCAGCUCCUCCAGAUGUCGCAGCAGAACGCCGCGGCGACGGCGUCCGUCAUGGCCUGCAGCGACAAGUUCGCGGACCAGCUCCACCUCAUCCUCGACCCCAAGGCCCUCGACAAGAAGGACGCGCCGUCCUACGAGGCCAUGCUCCACGCCAUGGGCGAGGGCGGCGCGCCGCCGCCGGACUCCGCGCAGCCGCCGUCGGCCUGGGGCGCCGCGCCCGCGGCCGAGAACCCCUACGCGCCGCGGGCGAACACGGCGCCGGCCGUCAACCCCUACGCGCAGCCGCCGCCGGCGAACCCCAACGGCAUCCCCCAGAUGCCGCCGGGCCUCGCGCCGCUCGCGCCGACGCCGCCCUACGGCGCGUACGGCGCCGCGCCCAUGACGCCGUCCCUCGCGCCCCCCGUGGGCAGCCCGACGUCGCCGCCGGGCCUCGAGGGCUUCCAGCAGCGCUGCAGCCGCCGCGCGUCCUUCCUGCUGCCCGUCGUCGCGCUGCCGCUGGCGGCCUUCGCCGAGGGCGAGGAGGGCCGCUUGCUCGGCGAGGGCGCGGUCAGCGACGCCCCGGCGCCCUUCACGCAGCCGUUGCCGGAGCGCGCGAAGCGCGGCGUCUUCUCCUGCUUCGACAAGCGCGACGACGGCAAGUUCGUCGACGUCUGCAAGGAGCAGCGCAUCGAGGAGGCGAAGAACGCGCCGCCCGUCGUGCGCAACGUCGAGCGCGACGUGGACAUGGACAGCAUCCGCGCGGUCCAGGCGGAGAUCCGGUCGCGGCCGCGGCAGAUCAAGAACCGCGAGACGCCCGACUGGCUCAAGGGGACGCGCGACACGACGAACGACGCGCGGCCGCGCUUCGACGGGUCCUGA
This is a messenger RNA of Aureococcus anophagefferens, 5445 nucleotides long. RefSeq lists its product as hypothetical. Gene Ontology annotation, molecular function: calcium ion binding; mannosyl-oligosaccharide 1,2-alpha-mannosidase activity. The transcript has 3 exons. Gene Ontology annotation, biological process: carbohydrate metabolic process; N-glycan processing. The record is from RefSeq and is a predicted model, not a curated record. The coding region runs from base 1 to 5445 and encodes 1814 amino acids. Gene Ontology annotation, cellular component: endoplasmic reticulum; membrane. Lineage: Eukaryota; Pelagophyceae; Pelagomonadales; Pelagomonadaceae.